Hypoxylon trugodes is the source of this 1206-nucleotide messenger RNA. RefSeq lists its product as uncharacterized. The record is from RefSeq and is a predicted model, not a curated record. The transcript is spliced from 4 exons. The coding region runs from base 363 to 824 and encodes 153 amino acids. NCBI's taxonomy places the organism in Eukaryota, Fungi, Ascomycota, Sordariomycetes, Xylariales, Hypoxylaceae.
CUGCUGUAGAUCUCUUCUACAUAAACUGCCAAGACUAUAUGGAAGAGAUUUUAUAAUAACAUUGACUUUUUUAAAGGCAUUUUCUAGCCUUAUUCCCGAAAUGCACAGCCCUAUGUUAGAUAAUCCGUCUCUCCUUAGUCGUGGGCGAGUCUACCUAUGUAGACACCUAGGCAACCGCAAAUGGUACGAGCUAUGUACGAGGAGCUACGAUUACGCGUAUAUCUCAGGCCAGACUGAAACAUGUAAGGUAUUACUCGAGUUGCUCCUCUUUGAUCAUUGUUGCUUGCUGUGUGACUCGACUUGAAAUCCCCAAAAUAUCAAGGCUGGCAGAUCACAACGGCGAAAACUAGAAGUCAUCGAAAAUGGAACUCACAACAUACUUCGACAGUCGCUUUAAAUUCCGGGUUCAUAUGGUUCAAUUAUCAAUGAUCGCUUUGGUCAUUAUCCUAUCUAUCGCCCGUAUUGCUAUGAGAGAUCCACCACCACAACGGGCACAUACUAUGGGAAUUGCCAUCGGUUUAAAAUCCAUUGUUUUCAUUCUUUAUCAAGUUCUCACGGAACAUACCUUCAAAUUCCAGAAAUGGGCCAAUAAAAAGACGAACUUCAUUCUCAACUGUGUAGACAUACCCUUCUGGGCAGUAAUGAUGGGUCUUUUGCUAUCGACGAAUGCGCAGGCUUGCGUUGGUGGCUCAUGUGCAGUGAGCUGGAUCUUAGCAUUGCUGGCAAUCGCCCUAUUAUUUCUCACGUUCUGGGCGGCUAUUGCGUCUUACUUCGAGUAUCGAUACUUUGGUAUAAAGAGGGCACAAGAUACCACAUACGUAUGAUACAACGAGUGGAAAUAUGGUGUUGUGGAUUGGGUAUAGAAUAUGUAUGAAGUACUAUGUUGAUAGAUGGGAGGGGUAUGUACCUGGGUAUGAUAAAGCGGCGGGGUUUCGAUUAUAUACACUCAUAUAGAGUACUUUCUGGUCUUGUAUGUUCAAUAGAGAGGUAUCAAACUCGUAAAACUCAUGCCUUUCGUUCUCUCAAAAAGACCUUAAGGGGAGGCUUCUCCCAUAGGCUGUAGAUCUUCUGAUCUUCCCAUUUCCCGAUACUUUGAUCGAGUGUCAGGUCAAAAUUCCAUAAUACUCUGGCUAGGAUUAGGCGCAUCUCAUGGUAGCUGAAGAAUUAGUGAACAAGUGUUACACGGCUGCUUUUAGCUGAUGUUGU